ACAGACACGGUCGUCAAUCAUAUAUAAAUAUCUACAUAUCAUUCGGAGCCAGCUGGAUCGGCUCAAUUAAUGGUGUCUUCUGCCUGCGGAUCAAACUCCUACCCGUUGACGAUGACGACAACGACCGCGCUCCUUUCGGUACUUCUCCUAGUGAUUUCGAGUACAGUAGAAGUGAGCGGCUUCAGGGGAAGAGUCGGAGGGCGGACAGAGGUCAAGGACGUGAAGUCGAAUGAGGAGGUGCAGCAGCUCGGGCGAUUCUCCGUGGAGGAGUACAACCGCAUGCGGCGGCAGAGCGGCCAGGGCAACGGAGAGGUCACCUUCUCUCAGGUGGUGGCGGCUCAGAUGCAGGUCGUGGCAGGGAUCAAGUACUACCUGAAGAUUGAGGCGCGGCAGCAUGGAAUAACGCAGGUGUUCGACUCUGUCGUUGUGGUCAAGCCCUGGCUCCACUCGAAGCAGCUGCUUAACUUCGGACCCACCAAAGAUCGCAUUCUAGGGUUCUGAAGGCAUGUGAUGAUUUCUGCCAGUCAACUUUGCGGAUAGGCUGAGACUCGUCCCAGACUUGCAACUUUAACUUUCUGUGCUCCCCCCCUCCCGGCGGAGGUUUUGACAUUUCGGCAUGUAUUGCCUGUGUACUAUGUGAGCCAACUUCGAGCUAUGUCAUGAAUAACGGGCAAUUGUAUAUGCACAAA
Messenger RNA from Punica granatum (pomegranate), 689 nucleotides. NCBI's taxonomy places the organism in Eukaryota, Viridiplantae, Streptophyta, Magnoliopsida, Myrtales, Lythraceae. The record is from RefSeq and is a predicted model, not a curated record.